Amoebophrya sp. A120 is the source of this 3389-nucleotide messenger RNA. The record is from the annotation of a GenBank genome assembly. Lineage: Eukaryota; Dinophyceae; Syndiniales; Amoebophryaceae.
AUGUCGCUGCAGCUUCAGCUUUACAAGCUGAACGACCGAAAUCUGGCCUACACCAAUCUGGUGUACGUGAAUCCCACUGACUUUGCACAGCUCGCCGGACGCAACAAGCCGGUUGGGUACGUCUUGGUCAAGGACAACUACCCCUUUUCCCUUUCGAGCCACCCGGAUGUGCCGUCAGGGAAAAUAUAUCUCAGCAGUGUAUAGUUUUUUCUUUUUGUAGACUUGUUUUUUGAGCUUUCUAAGUGAUCACAUCAAUCUCUUUGCGUGCACUCCUCUUCCUCCAUAUUUCCUUGUUCACUAUGGUGCCCUCCAAGUCCUACAAGUGCAACGAUAAAAAACAGCUCCAGCGAGAUUUUGCCUCUAUUCCUUUGGAUGCCGUCCUGCCGGUCUCAAGCUUCGCACCAACGGCCGACAAUGAAAUCGCGGGCGGGCGCGUCACCGUGGAUGUAAUAGGGAACACUGGGGGUGCUCCGAGGCUCGAGUUGGACGGCAGCUCCCUGCGCGACCUGGUUCUGCAGAAUUUUCGUGGGCAACCGUUUUCGCGCGGGCAGAUGUGUUGCGCAAAAUGGGAAAGAGUCGCGCUAAAGUUCACCUUUGUCGAGCUCGAGAACAAGCGGGACGUGAUGAAAAACGCCGGCCGAAGCCCCGACAGUCCACGGAGCGGGCGCGGCGGCGACGCGGCCGUCAAGAGUUUGUGCAUCCUGAGCCCGUCGGGCGUGCAGCAGCUGGAAUUCAAGAAUGGCCCGAGCCAAACGACGUCCGUUCUCUCUAGCGACAUGAAAAGACAGCAGGUUUUCAAGAAGGACUUCAACUUUGGCGCCAUGGGGAUCGGCGGCUUGACCACGGAGCUGGAAACGAUCUUCCGGAAGGCCUUCGCGUCCAGGCUGUACCCGCCUGCGCUGAUCCGGCAACUCGGGAUAAAACACGUGCGCGGGAUGAUGCUCCACGGCCCGCCCGGGACGGGAAAAACGACCAUCGCGCGGCAGUUGGGGAAGUGCCUGCACGCCCGUGACCCGAUCGUGAAAUCUGGGCCGGAAAUGCUGAACAUGUACGUCGGUGAGGGCGAGCGACAGAUCCGCGAACUGUUCGCGGAGGCGGAAAAGGAGCAGGAGAAGGAGGGGGAAAACAGCGAGCUCCACAUCAUCAUCAUCGACGAGAUCGACGCGAUAUGCAAGCAGCGGGGCUCCGGGCGGGAGGGGAACAGCACGAUGGACAGUAUGGUGAACCAGCUGCUCGCGAAAAUCGACGGGGUGAACGCACUGAACAACAUCCUCCUGAUCGGGAUGACAAAUCGCCUCGACAUGAUCGACGAGGCGCUGCUGCGGCCGGGGCGACUGGAGGUGAAGAUGGAGAUCGGGUUGGCCAAUGAAAGCGGCCGGUUCGAGAUUUUGCAGAUCCACACCAGCGACAUGAAGAAGGCAAAACGGCUCGGGCCGGACGUCGACCUGCAGGAACUUGCGAAAAUCACGAAAAACUACUCCGGCGCAGAGCUGGAGGGCGUGGUGAGGACUGCGGUAAGUUACGCGCUCGCGCGGAAGAUCGACUUCAGCAAUCUAGGGAAAGAACUGACCCAGGAAGAGAUGAAGGAUCUCGUCGUGCAGCGCCAGGACUUCAUCCGCGCCGUAGAGGAGGUUGUACCGAUCUACGGGGUAUGAACUGCAAAAGUAUCGUACUCCUACUCGUAGAAAUGCAUUACAAAUUUCCUCAGCAUGAGAUUUGUAAUGCUGAUUUACCUUAAGAGUAAGAUUUGCAAUGCAAGACUUGCAUUUGUACGAGUACGAUACUUUUGCACAGGAUACGGGGCGAAGGACGCAGAUUUCAGAAGAACAAUCGAAUUCGGAAUGAUCGAGUACUCCAGAAGCUUCACGCACUUGCGAAGGACUUUGCGGCUGCUCAUCGGACAGGUAAGACGAGGAACAGUAUGUUUUUCGCAGUGUUUUUUCAUAAAAGAACCGAAGUCAAGAUGUGCGAAGAAGUCGGCAACUGUACAAUCGCUUCAAAAGUCACCUGCUUUGCAAAUCAUGGACGCUAAUAUCCCAGGUCCGUGGAAAAAUUGAAACCGAUGUCAACUCGCCGCGGGCCGGAGAGGCAGCCAAGCAGCAGGUAGCGGCGGACGCCGCAACGGGGUUGCAGCUGUCGAGCGUGCUGCUUUCCGGCAACCCGAAGUCGGGCAAAACCGCACUGGCGUGCCAUCUGAUAAAGGAAGCCAACUUUCCCUUCGUCCGCUUCCUGUCAGCGCAGAAUUUCAUCGGCAUGGGCGAGCUGUCGAAGAUGAACUUCAUAAACAAGGUAUAGUAAAAGAAGCACGAAGCGUAUCUGGUGGACUUCGACGCUAUAUUAGUGCAACCAAUGUAAUACUGCGCACACGCUAACGCUUUUGCAUAUUUUUGUUAAUCUGUUGAAAUAAAAUGAAAAAUUAAAGAUUUUUGUAGAUUUCGAGAACCAAUAAAAAUAAAAUUUUAAACUUUCGCGGAUUUUGGGAAACGAUAAAAAUAAAAUUUUAAACUUUCGCGGAUCAGCGUUAAUCUUAGAAAAGACGACAAAAAUAAUAUGCGCACGAGCUAAAUACCGCCUCGAUUGUUUCAAUCUGAGUGAGGUUGCAUACCUUUAAGAAAAUCAAAAUUGGUAAUCUCCGGGAGAAUAAAAAUAAAAUUUUGAAACUUCGCGGAUUGCCUUUUCUUUUCAAGGUCAGUCUGUGAUAUUUCUGAUUGACGCUCAUUCCAACACCAGGUCUUCGAAGACGCUUACAAGACCGACAUGUCUUGCGUUAUCAUUGACGAUAUCGAGGCCUUGAUGGAGUACGUACCCAUCGGCCAGCGGUUCAGCAAUGUGAUGUUCCAGGGCCUGAAGCAGCUUGUUUCCAAGAAACCACCGGACGGCCGAAAAUUGUUCAUUAUCUGCACAACCAACGCCCCGGAAUUUAUCCAGAAUUUCGACCUCGCGGCCAGCUUCAACUACAAAUUUGACGUUCCGGAGCUCGCGAACGAGGCGGAAAAGGCCGAGGUACUGAAGAAGCAAGCGGGAUUCGACGAGGACCCAAAAGCGGUCAAGGAGUGCGUUUCCGCCGCGAAAAUGGACCUUGGGGUGAAGAGGCUCAUCUUAAACGCAAAACUCGCAAAAUUUAAGGCAGACACGGAAAAUAUAUCGCUUGUGCAGGCCUUCCUAGAAACCUUGACACUGGGAGGAUAUUGAUGAGGAACGCAACAUGAAGCUGAGGAGUUGGAACUUUGCCUCCAACUUCUAGCGACAACCGCGAACAAGAAAGACGACCCAAAUCACUUUUAGUAGAGUAACGCGACAAGAAGAUUCACGCUUACCUUAGCGCACUUGUGACGCUGACACGCGCCCCGCUUGUCGGUGGCAUUGCUGGUCUUGAUUUGAGCGCUUAC